Messenger RNA from Ylistrum balloti, 6480 nucleotides. Its product is annotated as histone-lysine N-methyltransferase NSD2-like. Gene Ontology annotation, cellular component: chromatin; nucleus. NCBI's taxonomy places the organism in Eukaryota, Metazoa, Mollusca, Bivalvia, Pectinida, Pectinidae. Gene Ontology annotation, biological process: regulation of DNA-templated transcription. The record is from RefSeq and is a predicted model, not a curated record. Gene Ontology annotation, molecular function: protein binding; histone H3K36 methyltransferase activity. Bases 44 to 4492 code for a protein of 1482 amino acids. The transcript is spliced from 20 exons.
UUUGGGGUCUUUUUCAUGGUAAUCUUGCAACAGUAAGAAAACCAUGGAUGUGGACAUUUCAAUUCCGAAUCAGAAAGUUGGGGACACGCCUCUUGUGAAUGGAGAUUGCAAACCACCAGUGGAAUUGUCUGAUUCUGCCCUUGACUCCCCUAAAUCUGUCUCUACUAGUCCUGCCAUUGGAUUUCGACAUCACCUACCACAGAUAGCAAACUUGACACGCAACACCAAGAUUGCACAGAGCAAGGCCAGUGCUAAGAGGGAGAGUACAGAAUGUAUACCAAAUGUUGAGGCAACUCUACACAUAGAGGGCACAGGGAAAGUAGUCAAAUUGGACGCAGAUUUGAAAACAGAACUAUGUGUACAAGAGGCUGGAGAUGUUAGUCCAGGCACAGGUGAUGUGGCAAAAACCGAGGAAGAAACAGAAAAGGAGAAAAGCGAUGAUACAGGCAAGUCAAAGUCCCGUAGCGGAAAAAAGAGUAGAAAACCUGCUAGUACAAUAAAGAAAAAUGCAGAAGAAUCGCCACAAAUUGCAGAUAAGAAAACCGAAUCCAAUCCUUCUCCAGAAAAAUUGUCACCAUCAAACCAGGUUUAUAAGAAUAUUUUUCAGGAAACUGUUGUAUUGGGUAAAAGAAACCGGAAACCUAAAAAAAUAGAUUUUGAAGAGGAGAAAACAUCCCAAAAAGGUACUACAACUACUGUACGAAAAAAAACUCCUGAAAUAAAGGAAGAACCGCAUACAGAAAGAGUUACUAAGGUGGAGGAAGAGAAACCAGCACAGUGGUUGGUUGGUGAUGUUCUGUGGGGGAAAGUGCCUGGACAUCCAUGGUGGCCAUGUAUGGUUGCUUACGAUCCCUUCCAGGGACUCUAUACAAAGUUUAAUAAACGGGUUCGGUUGUAUCAUGUGCAGUACUUCGGUCAUGAAGAAGAGAGAGGAUGGCUUUUCUCUUCCAGCAUCAUGGAAUUUCAAGGCAGGAAACAAUAUGAAGACCACAAGUCUGAACUUCUUAAAAAUGCAAAAAAGCAGGGUAAACAAAGACUUGAGAAACUGUAUAAGGUGAGCAACAGUCGUGCAGCAGCAUGGAACAUAGCUAUCAAGGAAGCAGAGGAGGCUCUACCUAUGUCUAGGAAUGAAAGAAAGCAGCACUACACUUACGUAUAUGCUUCAAAAGACAGUGAAGACAGUAAAGCCAGUGACAAGACUGUUAGUAAAAGUGACACUAAAACAGAAGCUGAUAUUGUGAAAGACACAAGAAAAAGAAAGAGGAAAUCUGACAAAGAUGAGUCGGGAGCUACAGCCACAGCUAAACGAAAAAAACUGGAGACUGCUAAUUCCAGUGAACCAGUGGUAUCACCAAGACAAGGAAGUGGGGAUGGAUCGUUUGAUGUGUUUUGUCAGAAACAUAGAGACAGUGCAAAAGAGGAACAUCCUGACUUGGACGAGACAGCAUUGGUAGCUUAUCUCAAACAACAGUGGUGCAUGAUGAGUAAAAAGCAGAAGGCUAGAUACAGGUCGAAGUUCACAUCUGACCAGGGUUCUCCUGAGCCACAGAGGAAAAUGGCAUCAGGCAGAAUUUCAAAACCUACUCCUAAAUUUCUAGAAAUGCUUGAGGAAACGGAGGAGGAAGAAUUUUCUGAAACGUCCAAUAAAAAAGCCACCCCAAAACCAAAGGCUCCUACCAGGUCUGCGAGACGCCCAGCUACACCAGAAUCCCAGUCAUCUUUAGAAUGUAUAAUUAACAGUGUGGCAACAGGAGUGAUAGGAGUUGAAGAGACUACUAAUGAUACAAUGACGGAGGAAACAAAGGAGAAUGCUACUUCUACUCCAACAGCACCUGUCAAAGUCAAUCGCAGGAGGAAGUCUGCAGCAUCCUCAGUCGAUACAGACAGCAACACAGACAUUCAGGAGGAAAGCAAACCUGUGAUACCAGUACCCAAAGCGGUAGCUAAAGAACCAGAGGAGGAAUAUGAGUUAGAAAUAUUUAAAUUGUCAUCACGUGCACCAACGAUGAAGGAAAACUUGUGUGAAAUAUGUCACAAGGCUGGGGACCUGCUCAUAUGUGAAGGCCAGUGUCAAGGGAACUUCCAUAAGGAUUGUCUUGGUCUAAGUGUCAAACCAUCCGGAGUCUUCAAGUGUGAUGAGUGCAUAACAGGAAACCAUACAUGUUUCUUUUGCAAGAAGGCGGAUAAAGAUACAAAAUGUUGUAUUGUGCCUACAUGUGGUAAAUUUUACCAUGAAAACUGUGUGAAUAAAUGUUUGAAUGCACGGACAGAAAGUAAAGGACUUGUGUGUCCCCUACAUAGUUGUGCUACCUGUUCUAUAGAUAAUCCAAAGAGUGCCAAGAAUAGUAACAGAGGUAAACUGUUGCGCUGUGUUCAGUGUCCAACAGCGUAUCAUGCAGGAGAGUUUUGUAUAGCAGCAGGUAGUGAGGUUCUGCCAGGGUAUAAUAUCCUUUGUAGUAAACACUUCCAGCCUCUUCCAUCCCAACGACACCAUAGUCAUGUGAACCUCAGCUGGUGCUUUGUCUGCAACAGAGGAGGAUCCUUGCUGUGUUGUGAAAGUUGCCCAGCAGCUUUCCAUGCAGAGUGCCUGAAGAUGGAUCAUACUCCAGAAGGCAGUUGGUACUGUCAUGACUGUUCUCAAGGCAAAAGACCAUUGUAUGGAGAUAUUAUUUGGGUGAAACUUGGCAACUAUAGAUGGUGGCCAGGUGAGAUUUGCUGUCCACAUAAUGUGCCUUUAAAUAUACAAGAGAAGAAUCACCAGGUUGGAGAGUUUCCUGUUCGAUUCUUUGGUUCACAUGAUUAUUUUUGGAUUCACAUGGGAAGGGUAUUUUCAUUCCAAGAAGGGGACAAGGGUAGCAGAGAGUCCAGCCUUGGGAAACACCUGGCUAAGGUGUUCUCCAAUGGUGUAAAAGAGGCUAUGGAAGCCUACAAAUUGUGGAAAAAGGCCAAGGAGAACAAAGAACAAAUUGAACAGCAGAAAUCUGAUAGAAAGCCAGCACCUUAUAAGUUUAUUAAAACAAAUAUUCCUCUGGGUAAUGUACAGAUCUAUAAGGCAGAUUUGUCAGAAAUCCCGCGGUGUGAGUGUCGGACAGAUCAGGAAAAUCCCUGCAGCAGUGAGACAGACUGUCUCAAUCGAAUGUUGAUGUAUGAGUGUAAUCCCAAUGUCUGUCCUGCUGGUGAAAAAUGUCAGAACCAACGCUUCCAGAAACGGUCCUAUCCAGACUCAGUACCAUUUAAAACUGCUGAGGGUAGGGGCUGGGGACUAAAAACCUUAGUCAAUAUUAAAAAGGGCCAGUUUGUGAAUGAGUAUGUUGGAGACUUGAUUGACGAACUAGAGGUGAAAAAGAGAAUUGAUGACGCUCAUGAGAACAAUAUUUGUAAUUUCUACAUGUUAACUUUGGACAAAAACAGAAUUAUAGAUGCUGGGCCAAAAGGUAAUCUGUCUCGGUUCAUGAAUCACUGUUGCAAUCCGAAUUGUGAGACACAGAAGUGGACUGUCAAUGGUGAUGUACGUGUAGGCCUUUUUGCCCUAAACGACAUACCAGCAGGUUCUGAACUGACAUUCAACUACAAUCUAGAAUGCCUUGGUAAUGAUAAGACAGCUUGUUGUUGUGGAGCUCCCAAUUGCAGUGGGUUUCUAGGAGUACGACCUAAGACAGCCGCUGCUGUGGCUAAUGAGCGAAGAGCUAAGGAAGCAUUAGAAGCAAAGAAGAAGAAAAGGAAACCCAAGAAGAUAAAAACUGAUGUUAAGAAAGAGCAUGAAGAUGAGUGUUUUAGAUGUGGGGAAGGUGGUGAGCUUGUCAUGUGUGACAAGGCUGGUUGUCCCAAAGUCUACCACCUCCAGUGUCUCAAGCUCAACAGACCUCCACAUGGGAGCUGGUAUUGCCCUUGGCAUCACUGUGACACUUGUGGUAAAAUGGCAGUCAAGAUGUGCCAGGAAUGUCCAAACUCAUUCUGUCAGAACCACACAGAGGACAAUCUGAUCGAGGUUAAUGGAAUUCUCUUGUGCUUGGAACAUGAAGAUACUGAGGUGACCUCGUCCAGUUGUGCAUCCUCAGUUGUUUCAGACAGCCAAUCAGAUGCCGGGGAGGCAAAUGAUACGCUAACAGAGAAUACGAGACAAAACAGUAAUCAUUCAGCUGUGGACAGUCAUGCUGAGAAUGGCAAGAAUGAUUCCUCAAAAACGCUGGAUAUAAGAAAAUCAGGAAAGGCUGUCACAAAAAAUCUGCCAAGUGUAAACAUUCCUCAUAAAGCUAUCACCAAUCUUGAUAGAAAACGCAGCUUAAACAAAAAGGACAGUAGGAGAAAGCGACAACUGGGAAGUGCGGUGAUCCCAGAGGCAGGUGGUAAGAAAGGUCGCAAGGCAGAUUGUGUCGAGGGUCGGAAAGUCCAAGGUGGUAAGGGGGAUCCCCUGGCUGUGGCACCGAUGUUCGACGACAGUGAUGAUGAUGGCUUCUCUGACCUCGUCAUAGACAUACCACAGAUCAAUUAGUCAAGCCAAGAUGACUUCAGAACUGUUUUAAGAUAAACAUAUUUUAAUUUUUAUUUCUAAAUUUGAAUUUACCACAAAUUCGAAAGGUGUAUUUUAAAAUGAAAACAGUUCUCACUUGUUUGUAAAGCAUGAAUAUCUUAUGAAGUUGUGUUUCUCAGUUGUAUUUUUUAACUGUUUCAAAACAGAAAAUUUAGUAAAUUAUUAAAGCUAUGCAAUAUUACACAAAGGAUAUUUAUAAAUCUUUUUCCUAUCAUUUUCCCCCUUUCCUUUACACUGAACAAAAGGUAAUUGAUAAAUAUGAUUUUUUUUGGGGGGGGGGGUGGUUGCAGUUAAUUAUAGAAAAUAGUUUCAAUCUAAGAACUUUUGAAUUGUUUGCAAAACAAAAAGUGAUGACUGAUUUGAACAAUUUGUCUGAAUUGCUUCAGUGUUUAUGCAUUUUAUAUUUUUAUCUCAUUCUGUUUUAAUUGAUCAUAUCGGUUUUUUUUUAUUUCUCCUUUGCUGCAACCUCUGAUUUGCAAUUCUUUCUGUGAGGUACAUGUGUAUAGGAAAUACCAAUAAUAUAUAGCAAAGAGGCAGAAUACUACAACACUGCUUUAAAGUCUUAUAUGAAUAUUUUAAUUUGUAAAUAAAAAAUGUUGUAAAUAUGUACAAACUUUCUCAAUAGAAGAAACUACUGAUAUAACAAAAACUAAUAUGGAUAAAAGUGAAUGAUGUCCAUUGAUUUUAUGUGUUCCUGUAGGAAUCUCCUCAGAGCCAUAAUGGCAUUGUCAAUUACAUUUAAAGAGGAAAUAAUAUGAAAUAAGGUUUGUAACUUUUUUUUGUGUCAUAGAAACCUCAUUCAUCAAACCAAGCUUCCCAAACUGGGUAAAAGUGUCAUCUCUUUAAAUUCAUGGUUUAUGGACAUGAAAUUGGACAUGGCAUAGAUGUUGCAGGAAUGUACAAGUGCUAUGUCGUAAGGAUAAAAUUCACUGUUCCUGGUAUAUGUGUGUAUUUAUCAUGAACUUUGUCAUUAUUCGGUCCAAUAAUUAUGUACAUCUCCUCUAUGGGGUCUGUAUGUACACUGUCCAUUGUGGUAGUUAUAUAUAUCGUCUGUGAAUCAAUCAACUAUAGAACCAAUCAGGGAGGAUUUGUCAGCAGACUGACUCGAUGCUUUACAGAUCCAGAUAUGUCCAGUAUAUUCCCAUUUAGAGAAGAAGUAAGCAGGUGCCCUUUAUCAGUCAGCAGCUACUGGAGCCACAAUUUAUAUCUUCAUCUCAUAUGUACAUAUUAAUGAGCAUUAAGGUUCAGGAUUUGUGUAGUUUUGUUCUAUGUGGUAGUGUUAUCAGGUCUGUAAUCACUAGUCUGAUAAAAAAUAUUUCUGGUUAUAAACCUUAAACAGCAUAUUCAUGCCUUUCACCGAGUGACUGUAGUAACUGUCCAGGAUUAAGUUACCUAUGCUUCCCAUAUGAGUAUGUUUUCAUCAGUAGUUGAUGAAAGAGAAGUAAUUGGAGGUCAACACAACCAAUCAUUCUGCCUCAAACAUACUUUAAAAUUUCUCGGAAAGAUUUUGAUUGGAAGACAAAUUGAUUAAUAAAUGUAAAAACAAAUUAAUUUUGUUCUCGAAUAUUGGUCAUGUUCAUUUAUCAAGUGAUUUGACUGAACAUUUUGUUAUUUUUGAAGAUUAAUCAUUAAAUUCUUUUUUGUAUGUAUGGGUUUUUUUAAUGUUGUUUUCCCAUAGUUAGUAGAGUUUGAACCAGGGAGCUAUAAUGUUAUAUAAUCAUGGUGAUUCAAUUUGAAAGUAAAUGUCCAUUCUUCAUGUCAUUACAACAUUACAUUACAUUAUAAAAUAUUUUGUGAAUGUAGAGAAACCAUUGUCUGGAGCAGCAGGGCAAAUAUAUAUGAUGGGAAUUUGUAGAUGUAAAUUUUUAUCAUAUGCAUAGACUUUUAUUAUCUGGCAUCAUUCUGUGUAUACAUAUUUCUUCAACAUAAUAAAAGUAUGUUUUCAUUGA